AUGUGCGGCCGCGAGCUCCCGCUCAUCCUGCUAGCGCUGGUCCUCUGCCGCGCGCCCCGGGGACAGGCGGCCCCCGUGCCGGCCGGCGGGGGCCCAGUGCUAGCCAAGAUGUACCCGCGCGGCAGCCACUGGGCAGUGGGACACUUAAUGGGGAAGAAGAGCACAGGAGAGUCCCCGUCUGUGGAUGAGGGCGAGAACCAGAAGCAGCUGCUAAGGGAGCACGUGAAGUGGAAAGAAGCCGCCAGGAAUUUGCUGAGGCUCAUGGAAGUGCAGGGGAACAGAAGCGGUCAGGCGCCUCCACGCGAGCCCCUGCGCCUUCGCCAGCCUACCUGGGAGUCACAGGACAGCAGCGACUUUAAAGACUUGGUGGACUCCCUGCUCCAGGCGUUCAACAUGAAGGAAGGCACCACAGCUAAACGGAUAAUGACAGCCUCUUACAAAGAAGUGAAACAGAACCCUUAA
Molecule: messenger RNA, 462 nt
Organism: Orycteropus afer afer
Lineage: Eukaryota; Metazoa; Chordata; Mammalia; Tubulidentata; Orycteropodidae
Gene: GRP
Product: gastrin releasing peptide
Exons: 3
Coding region: 1-462 (153 amino acids)
Biological process (GO): neuropeptide signaling pathway
Molecular function (GO): neuropeptide hormone activity
Source: RefSeq, a predicted model, not a curated record